Messenger RNA from Homalodisca vitripennis (glassy-winged sharpshooter), 1949 nucleotides. RefSeq names its product G-patch domain and KOW motifs-containing protein homolog 1-like. The transcript has a single exon. Bases 166 to 1785 code for a protein of 539 amino acids. Gene Ontology annotation, molecular function: nucleic acid binding. Gene Ontology annotation, cellular component: spliceosomal complex. The record is from RefSeq and is a predicted model, not a curated record. NCBI's taxonomy places the organism in Eukaryota, Metazoa, Arthropoda, Insecta, Hemiptera, Cicadellidae. Gene Ontology annotation, biological process: mRNA splicing, via spliceosome.
UAUUGCUCAAAAAACAACAUAACCUUUAUACAUGGUCUAUCCCUAUUCCCUACUAUGGUAACAUUGAGUUAUAGACUGACUGUUGUGUUGUGAGAGGUUAGAGUUCGUGUUUGUUACUUCUGUCUGAUAAUGAACUUUCUUAUGCAAUUAUAUUAAAAUUUAAGAAUGGGGGAUGAAAUAAAAAAGAUAUCUUUCGGUUUCAGUAAAUUAUCAAAAAAGCCUUCUAUUAUUUCCAGUCAUACAAAUCAAGUUAAACCGGAAAAGAAUACAAUAGAACUGAUUGAUUGUGUGGAAGGUAAUUCAAUCAAACUAAAAGAACCUUUUAAAAGUGAAAACAAUGUGUUAGUAAUUCCCCUGAAAAAACAAUCGGAAGAUUUACGUGUGCGACAAGAUAAGGAAUUAGAAACCAAACAAGUUGGAGGCGGAACAGCAGUUUUGGUUGGUGACUUUGUUGAUAAUCAAGUUUCUAACAAUUCUAGCCAAGUUUGUGAACCUUCAACUGACAGCCAGGCAAGUGACGUAAAUAAGGAUCUAAAAAUCUCUAACCCUCAAGAAUGUGAGAAACUAACCUUAGACGAAAUUGCCGCAAGAGAAAUUAUAGCAGAGUUAAAUUCAAACAAUGCCAACGAAGAAGCUCGUAUUUUUAGUGUUCCACUGACAAGCAAUCCUCCUACAGGUGAGAAAGAAUCAUCUCUUGAUGAUUAUGAUAAUGUACCAGUAAAUGAAUUUGGAAUGGCUAUGCUUAGAGGUAUGGGAUGGGCUCCAGGUAAAGGUAUUGGGAAGAAUGAAAAGUCUGUUACUGUAAAAUUACCAACAGUUAGGCCUAAAGGAAUGGGGUUAGGUGCUGAUAAAUUUAUUAAAGAGGCAAGUAACAAUAAAAAUGUUGAUGAAAAUUUAAAAAUGAUCAAAGGCAGUUUUGUUCGUGUGGUUGCAGGACCUCAUAAAGAUUGCUAUGGUCAGAUAGAAGGUUUUGAUGAUGAAUCUGGAAGACUGAUUGUAAAGCUUGUCUUAAAAAAUGUCUCAGUGUCCCUUAAUGAGUUUAUGGUUUUGUUAGUUGACAAAAAAGAGUUUUUAAAAAACUCUAAAGUAAUCAAUGUUGCUAAAUAUGAGCAAUACAAAGAUGAUGAAAGUAAAAAGAAUCCUGAUCAGGAACAAAUUGAUAAAUCUGUAGAUAAACCAACAAGAACAGAUAGUAAGCUUAAGUAUGAAAAGUCAGUAAACCAUUCAAAAUCAAAAAAACAUGGAUAUAAACAACAGUCAAGUUCAUUGGAAAGUGAGGAUUCGGACAGAGAGAUUACCAAAGCUCCCAUAUCAAGUAAGACUUUUUCACAUAAAUCUUCAAAUAAGCAGAGUAAAAGAUCUAGAAGUAAUUCUAGAAGUGAAGAUGACAACUAUUCUAGAAAAAGACGUGACAGGUCAGUUUCAUUAGACAAAAAUUCAUACUCUAAAGAAAGAGGCAAAAUAAAUAAGACGACUGAUGCCAAAAACUCGCGUAGGCCAGCAGAAAGAUCGUUGAACAGACGCAAAUACAGUUCAGAGUCAUCAAGAACAAGUAGUUCAAGUGAUUAUUCUAGCAGCAGGAAUAGGACAAAAACUAAAGUGUAUAAAAAACCGUUACGGACUCGCUCUAGCUCAUCGGACAGAAGUGUAAGUUCAGGUUGUUAUUCAAAAAAAGAUAAAAAUAGAACUAAGAAAAAGAAACCUAGUUCGCAUAAGUAUAAAUCUAGAAGCCGAUCAAGAUCACCAAGAAAAAAAAAUAGCCAUAAGAAACACAAAAAAAGGUAGUUAAUAGAUUUUAAGGACUAUCUGUUUAAUGUAAGGAAAUUGAGUAGGCAGGGAGUUUCCUUUCUCUUUGUAAUAUCAUAUGCAAUUCUUGAAUGAAGUGUUUAUUUUUUAAAGUUUGUGUAUACUUUUUAACUAUGUAUUGAGUAGUUGAUAUCAUGUAUGAA